AGGCGCUUAGCGGAUGUUUCCUCUCCGGUUCUCUCCCCUCUCUCCCUGGUUUUUCUCCCCGCAGAUCUGCCUCUAAUCCCGGGCAGCUCUCCCGCCGCACCCCGGAGCCUCCACCGGAGAACCGUCCGAUCCGUCCGCCGCCCGCAGCUUCUGGAGCUCCCCCCGCAAAGAAGUCCCUCGGAUGUGUGAUCUGAGGCCUGCAGGAGGAGGCCCCGACGCCCCCUGGUUCUGACCCAGAAAACAGCCUCUCCUCCGGCCUGCCUGCAGACUGAAGGCCGGUCCGAGGCUCCGGAGCUCCUGAUGAUGGCCUCCCUGAUCAAAGAGAUCGUGAGCCGGAAUAAAAGGAGGUACCAGGAGGACGGCUUCGACCUGGACCUCACCUAUAUCUACCCCAACAUCAUCGCCAUGGGCUUCCCAGCGGACCGUCUGGAGGGCGUCUACAGGAACAACAUUGACGACGUCGUACGGUUCCUGGAUCUGAAGCACAAGAAUCACUACAAGAUCUACAACCUGUGUGCAGAGCGACAUUACGACACGUCUAAGUUCAGCUGUCAAGUGGCCCAGUACCCGUUCGAGGACCACAACCCCCCCCAGCUGGAGCUGAUCAAGCCGUUCUGCGAGGACCUGGACCAGUGGCUGAGCGAGGACGAGCAGCACGUCGCCGCUAUCCACUGCAAGGCAGGGAAAGGUCGCACCGGAGUAAUGAUCUGCGCCUACCUGCUGCACCGCGGGAAGUUCAGGGAGGCGCAGGAGGCGCUCGACUUCUACGGGGAGGUCCGCACCCGAGACAAGAAGGGCGUGACGAUCCCCAGCCAGCGGCGCUACGUGAUAUACUACAGCUUCCUGCUGAGGAACCAGCUGCUCUACAGACCCGUCGCCCUGCUCUUCCACAAGAUGCUGUUUGAGACCAUCCCCAUGUUCACCGGAGGAACCUGCAAUCCUCAGUUCGUGGUGUAUCAGCUGAAGGUGAAGAUCCACACCUCCAACCCCUCAAACACCCGGCGGGAGGACAAGCUCAUGCUGUUCGAGUUCCCACAGCCACUUCCUGUCUGCGGAGACAUCAAGGUGGAGUUCUUCCACAAGCAAAACAAGAUGAUGAAGAAGGAAAAGAUGUUCCACUUCUGGGUGAACACCUUCUUCAUCCCAGGCCCGGAGGAGAACCCGGAGAAACUGGAGAACGGCAGUACCGGGCCCGAUCGGACGCAGGGGCUGAUGAUGAUGACGGCCACGAUGAUGAUGACGGGCGGAGAUGACAGAGACUUCCUGGUUCUCACACUGACCAAGAACGACCUGGACAAGGCCAACAAAGACAAGGCCAACCGGAACUUCUCCCCCAACUUCAAGGUGAAGCUGUACUUCACGAAGACGGUGGAGGAGGGGGCGAACUCGGACGCCAGCAGCACGUCAGCCUCGGUGACGCCGGACGUCAGCGACAAUGAGCCGGAUCACUACCGCUACUCCGACACCACAGACUCGGACCCGGAGAACGAGCCCUUCGAAGAUGACCAUCACGAUCAGAUCACUAAAGUCUGACACACACACACACACACACACACACACACACACACACACACACACACACACACACACACACACACACACACACACACACACACACACACACAGAUAUAUAUGUAUAUAUAUAUAUAUUCAGUAUGUUUACACUCUCAUGAACCCCAAACUCAGACGUGUUGUUAGCUAUCGGGGAAUAUAACCGACGGACUGCGUCUGAUCUGCAGGACUCUCAGAGCUCAGAUUAUAAGACCCCCGCCUCCCCACCCCGCUCAGUGCACAGCUGGACAAUCACAUGACAUGGCGGUCGGAGGAGGUGGGGCUAAGCGAACGGACAGAUGAAUGGACAGGAGGUUUUAAAGAAUAAAGGAGUAAAACUUGAAUAUAAACAAACAUAGAGACAAGUAGACUUCUUUAGUGACCACAUGUUUGUUGGAUAACCCCCCACCGUGUCCUUCCUUCCUGUCCAGACGUAGGAACCUUUAUGCAGACCAAUCUUCUUCUCUUUGUUUCCAUCUUCUACAUUUCGUUGAGUUGUUUCUGAACGUUGACUCUUCUCUCUGGGUGAACGUUGAAGUUUUAACAACCAAACCAUUUUAAUUGGGCAUAAUUUGACCCCAGUUAUUGACGAUUUAUUAAGCUGUAAAUCAGCAGGUAGUCUUUAUUAAUAGGACUGCUCCUAUCAUUUUCAUUAUCCAUUAAUCUGCAGAUUAUUUCCUAGUUUAUUGCUUUGUAAUUCCAGUUCAAAUGUCCAAAGAUAUUCACACAACAGAAAAGAUAUAUAAGAUAUUCACACAACAGAAAAGCAGCACACCUGUAGAUUAGAGAGGCUGGAAACAGACUUUAAAGACAUUAAUAUCGGAUCAAACAGACAGACAUUCAUUUCCUGCUGACUAAUUGCCAGCCAGCAAAACAUCUGCACGUUUUUAGAAUAAAAUCAGGCCAUCAUUUUGCUUUAAUCAGCAGAUUUUCUAUCAUUGAAACUGAAUUUGGGCUGUCUAAUAAAUGAAAUGAUAUCAGAACCUUAAUUUAAGCAGAACUGAACGCAGAUGGGCCAAAUGUAGGACACGUUAUUAUCCUCAAACAUCGUAAAGAGGAUUAAACUGAAACUGAACUUUUCGGUUCUUUUAUCCAAAAUAUUUAGAUUUUUUUACAAUUUUAUUUAUGUUCUUAGAAACAAAGAACUCAAUCCUCCGAACACAGUUUUCCGGUUCUGACAUCCUGUUUUUUGGUCCGAUCUCCACCAGUUUUCUUCUGUUCUGGACCGGCUUUGUGACACAGCCACUCAGAGAGGAGAGUCAGCUGUAAGGAAACUUCACAAUCUGCUGCACCUCCUUCUGACAGUUCAGCCCUGCUGUGAACAAGCUCUCUGUCCGUCUGUUCUGCACAGCGUUUCUCUUCAAUCCUGCAGUUCAAAUGUGUUUUUGUUAUACUCUGACUACAUCAAACUUAAGCUAAGACUCUCACACACUUUCUCUCUCUCUCUCACACUCACACCCUCUCUCUCUCUCUCUCUCUCACUCACACUCUCUCUCUCUCUCUCUCACACUCACUCACUCACUC
Messenger RNA from Eleginops maclovinus (Patagonian blennie), 3075 nucleotides. It is a transcript of the gene ptenb, whose product is annotated as phosphatase and tensin homolog B. The record is from RefSeq and is a predicted model, not a curated record. Gene Ontology annotation, biological process: phosphatidylinositol 3-kinase/protein kinase B signal transduction; cell motility; phosphatidylinositol dephosphorylation. Gene Ontology annotation, cellular component: cell projection; nucleus; cytosol. Lineage: Eukaryota; Metazoa; Chordata; Actinopteri; Perciformes; Eleginopidae. Gene Ontology annotation, molecular function: inositol-1,3,4,5-tetrakisphosphate 3-phosphatase activity; phosphatidylinositol-3,4,5-trisphosphate 3-phosphatase activity; protein tyrosine phosphatase activity.